This is a messenger RNA of Fusarium redolens, 3075 nucleotides long. RefSeq lists its product as uncharacterized. NCBI's taxonomy places the organism in Eukaryota, Fungi, Ascomycota, Sordariomycetes, Hypocreales, Nectriaceae. Gene Ontology annotation, cellular component: intracellular anatomical structure. The record is from RefSeq and is a predicted model, not a curated record. Gene Ontology annotation, molecular function: protein disulfide isomerase activity; FMN binding; NADPH dehydrogenase activity. The transcript has 8 exons. The coding region runs from base 1 to 3075 and encodes 1024 amino acids.
AUGGGCAGCGCAAAUAUCGAGAACAAGGCAGCCUCCGGGGUUCCUUACUUCACCCCGGCCCAAGAGCCCCCGGCCGGAACCCCGCUCAAGACCGAUUCGGCCCCAACGCUCUUCAAGCCUCUCCGCACUCGUGGCGUUGAGCUGCAGAACCGCUUUGUCGUUUCUCCUAUGUGUACUUACUCCGCCAAGGAUGGUCACCUAACAGAUUUUCAUCUUGUUCACCUUGGCCAGUUCGCUCUUCAAGGUGCUGGUCUCGUCUUUGUUGAGGCCACUGCUGUUGAACCCCGUGGUCGGAUCAGUCCUGAGGACUCUGGUCUCUGGGAGGAUAGCCAAAUUGUCCCUCUGAAGCGUAUCACGGACUUCAUCCACAGCCAAAACACCAAGGCUGCCAUUCAACUCGCUCAUGCUGGCAGAAAAGCGAGCACAGUUGCGCCUUGGAUCGGCGGUACUGUAAACAAAGCACUUGCUACCAAAGAAGUCGGCGGCUGGCCAGAUGAUAUUGUCGCCCCCAGUGCUAUCCCGUUCGCUGAAGACUUUGGUACACCUCACGAGUUGAGGACCGAGGAGAUCAAGGAUCUUGUGCAGAAAUGGCAGGACUCGGCUGUACGAGCCGCCAAGGCUGGUUUCGAUGUCAUUGAAAUCCACGCAGCUCACGGUUACCUCUUACACCAGUUCCUCUCGCCUCUCUCCAAUAAACGAACAGACCAGUACGGAGGUAGCUUUGAGAACCGUACUCGUCUCCUCUUUGAGAUCAUUGAAGCUGUUCGAGCUGUUGUUCCUGAGGAAUUGCCCGUCUGGGUGCGGAUUUCGGCUACCGAGUGGAUGGAAUGGAAUGACGAGCCUUCCUGGGAUCUCGAGAGCAGUAUUCAGCUCGCAAAACAACUUCCUGCCGCAGGGGUUGAUGUUCUCGAUAUCAGUAGCGGAGGCAACUUGAAGGCGCAAAAGAUCAAGGUCCAUCAAACCGUCCAGACCGACCUGGCAGGCAAGAUCCGCGAUGCCGUUCGUGCUGAUGGAAAAGAGCUCCUGAUUGGAACUGUUGGUUACAUUACAGAUGGUCCUUUUGCUCGCUCGCUUGUCCAGGAGAAUGAGGAUCCUAAGGCUGAUCUUGUGCUUGCUGCAAGACAGUUCCUCAGGGAACCCGACUUUGUUCUCAGCGCUGCUCAUCAGCUGGAUGUUGAUGUCAAGUGGCCAAUCCAGUAUCACCGAGCACCACCUAAACCUCGGGGACCUCAUAGCAACGGGAUCAUGUUUCGCCUCAUUCCUGUGACACGUCUUUGUUUCUCACGGGAAUCACAUAUUGCCACUUUCCAAUGUUUGACUCAACUACAUAUAGGCUGGCUAGCUGGACUUAGCAUUGGUUGUUUAAUUUCGCGGAGGGUUUGGGUGGAUUCAGAAGUCCAGUGCCACCAAACAAAAGGGACACUUGUUCAAUUGAAAGUUGGACCCCCCGGGCAAUCCCUCACCCCUCCGCCUUUGACCCGCGCAAGACUUAGCGGGAGUUGUCUCCGAGUGGGGUUGACUGCUGAUACCCCAACAAAAAGACAGCCCAUCAUGCACCACAAGAAGAUCGCUUGCAGCUUCAUGGCUGCUCUGGCUGCCUAUGCCUCUGCUGCCGACUCAGACGUUCACCAGCUGACCAAGGACAACUUCGAGGAGUUCGUCAAGGCCAACGAUCUCGUCCUCGCUGAGUUCUUUGCUCCCUGGUGUGGCCACUGCAAGGCCCUCGCCCCCGAGUAUGAGGAGGCCGCUACGACCCUCAAGGAGAAGAACAUCAAGCUCGCCAAGAUUGACUGCACUGAGGAGUCCGACCUCUGUAGAGACCAGGGCGUCGAGGGUUACCCCACCCUCAAGGUCUUCCGUGGCCUCGAUAAUGUCACUCCCUACUCUGGCCAGCGCAAGGCUGCUGGUAUCACUUCCUACAUGAUCAAGCAGUCCCUCCCCGCUGUCUCCAUUCUCACAAAGGACACCCUCGAGGAGUUCAAGACCGCCGACAAGGUUGUUGUCGUCGCCUACCUCAACGCCGACGAUAAGAGCUCCAACGAGACCUUCUCCAAGCUUGCUGAGGGUCUCCGCGAUACCUACCUCUUCGGUGGCGUCAACGACGCUGCUGUUGCCGAGGCUGAGGGCGUCAAGGCCCCCGCCCUGGUUGUCUACAAGGCUUUCGAUGAGGGCAAGAACACCUUCACCGAGAAGUUCGAGAAGGAUGCCAUUGCCUCCUUCAUUACCACCUCUGCCACCCCUCUCAUUGGAGAGGUUGGCCCUGAGACCUACGCCGGCUACAUGUCCGCUGGCAUUCCCCUCGCAUACAUCUUCUCUGAGACUCCUGAGGAGCGCAAGGAGCUUGGCGAUGCCCUCAAGCCCAUCGCUGAGAAGUUCAAGGGCAAGAUCAACUUUGCCACAAUUGACGCCAAGUCCUUCGGCGCUCACGCCGGUAACUUGAACCUCAAGACUGACAAGUUCCCCUCUUUCGCCAUCCAGGAGGUUGUCAAGAACCAGAAGUUCCCCUUCGACCAGGAGAAGGAGAUCACACAUGACAACAUUGCCAAGUUCGUUGAGGACUUCGCCGCUGGCAAGAUUGAGCCUAGCAUCAAGUCUGAGCCCAUCCCCGAGACCCAGGAGGGUCCCGUCACUGUUGUAGUCGCCAAGAGCUACAAUGACAUUGUCCUCGAUGACACCAAGGAUGUCCUGAUUGAGUUCUACGCUCCCUGGUGCGGUCACUGCAAGGCUCUUGCCCCCAAGUACGAUGACCUUGCUUCUCAGUUCGCCGCUUCCGAGUUCAAGGACAAGGUCGUCAUCGCCAAGGUCGACGCUACCCUGAACGAUGUCCCCGACGAGAUUCAGGGAUUCCCCACCAUCAAGCUCUUCCCCGCUGGUGCUAAGGACGCUCCCAUCACCUACCAGGGCUCUCGCACCGUCGAGGACCUCGCCAACUUCAUCAAGGAGAACGGCAAGUACAAGGCCGAGCUCCCCGUCAAGGAGGAGGGCACUGAGGAGGCUGCCCCCGCCGCCAGUGAGGAGAAGAAGGAGGAGAAGAAGGAGGCCGAGGAGGAGGAGGAUGUCCAUGAUGAGCUGUAA